AUGGGAAACACGCUGCAAAAAAUCAGCCAAAAUCAUUCCGAAAAUACCAAACAACUCGAAUUGCAAGUAACAGAAUUACCAGAUGAAUCUCAACCAUUCACCUGCGAAAUUUGUUUGGAGCGUAUGUUGUUACCCAAUAGAAAAUUCAAGAAUCAAAAUCGUUGUGUUCAUCCAUUCUGUAUGGACUGUAUGGUAAAAUACAUCUCCGUCAAGCUUGAUGACCGCAUUGGCGAAAUUCCGUGUCCGUCUUUGAAUUGUAACCAAUUUUUGGACCCUAUUUAUUGCCGGAAUCUUGUGGGCCCACGGCUAUUUGUUAAAUGGUCUGACGUGUUAUGUGAGUCAUAUGUUUUAACGUUGGCGCAGUGUUACUGUCCGAAUAGGAGUUGUUCUGCUUUGAUUUUGGAUGAGUGUGGUGGGAAUGCGAAGAGAUCACAGUGCCCAAAAUGCAGGAGGAAAUUUUGCUUUAAGUGUAAGCUUCCAUGGCAUGCUGGAUUUCAGUGUGAAGAGAGUGGGGAAUUAAGGGACAGGAACGACGUUGCUUUUGGUGUUAUUGCUGAGCGUAAUAAGUGGAAGAGGUGUCCUCAGUGUCGCCACUUUGUUCAACGUACUCGAGGUUGCGAUAUUGUUACAUGCAGGUGCCGUGCCAGUUUCUGCUACAGGUGUGGAAGACGAGUUCGUUGGUGUGGCUGUGAUAUUUCUUUAACGUUCUGCCCACGGACCUGCUACUAUUUUCUAUUUCUUUUUUCAUUCAUAGCUCUCACUCAUUUCUGCUUUUUCUUUCUACGCAAAAAGUAGA
Lycium barbarum (goji berry) is the source of this 796-nucleotide messenger RNA. Its product is annotated as E3 ubiquitin-protein ligase RSL1-like. Lineage: Eukaryota; Viridiplantae; Streptophyta; Magnoliopsida; Solanales; Solanaceae. Gene Ontology annotation, cellular component: ubiquitin ligase complex; cytoplasm. The transcript has 2 exons. Gene Ontology annotation, biological process: positive regulation of proteasomal ubiquitin-dependent protein catabolic process; ubiquitin-dependent protein catabolic process; protein polyubiquitination. Bases 1 to 795 code for a protein of 264 amino acids. Gene Ontology annotation, molecular function: ubiquitin protein ligase activity; zinc ion binding; ubiquitin conjugating enzyme binding. The record is from RefSeq and is a predicted model, not a curated record.